CUGAAGUUACCAAAAUCAAGCGAAAUGUCAACAAUGUCAAAAUUUGACAAGAUAAUUUCUCGUACUGAUGUGGCUUUCAAAAUCUGAUUUUCCACUUAAAAUGGCCAAGUCGUGAUAGUUACCCCAAAAAUGGCGUAUCAGACCUUACGAAACGAAUACCUGCAUAUGCCCCCCGUGACAAGGGCAUACACGACAGCAUGUGUGAUAACAACCCUCGCUGUUCAAUUAGAAUUGGCGUCGCCGUUUCAGCUGUAUUUCAACCCCAUCCUGAUACUGAAACAGGGCCAAUUAUGGCGACUAGUCACAACAUUCCUAUUUUUUGGAACUUUUGGUUUUAAUUUUUUCUUCAACAUGAUUUUCACUUAUAGGUACUGUAGGAUGCUUGAGGAGGGGUCGUUCAGGAACAGGACGGCUGAUUUUGUGAUGAUGUUCCUGUUUGGAGGCGUCUGCAUGAUUAUUUUUGCAUUUUUUGUUAACUUAUUAUUUCUGGGACAAGCCUUCACAAUAAUGCUGGUUUAUGUGUGGUCACGGCGCAAUCCUUACGUUAGGAUGAACUUUUUCGGCCUUUUAAAUUUCCAAGCUCCUUACUUACCUUGGGUUUUAUUGGGGUUUUCGCUCUUGUUGGGAAAUGCAGUCUAUGUCGAUUUGAUGGGAAUUGCAGUGGGACACAUUUAUUAUUUUAUAGAGGAUGUUUUUCCAAACCAAAGAGGGGGUUUUAGGAUACUUAAAACGCCGCAUUUUAUGCGUACGCUAUUUGACGAAAUACCUGAAGACCCGGACUACGCCCCCCCGCCUGAGGAGCGGCCCGGGGGGUUCGACUGGGGUAACCAGAAUCAGGAGGUGAAUCCCGAAGAGAAUCGUCAGUGAUACCAACCCUAGCCAGUGUAAAAUACCCCCAAAAAUUAAUUUGUAAUACUUGUUUAUUAAUAAAAGAAUUUAUCAUAGCUA
Messenger RNA from Tribolium madens (black flour beetle), 948 nucleotides. RefSeq names its product derlin-2. Gene Ontology annotation, biological process: endoplasmic reticulum unfolded protein response. Bases 130 to 867 code for a protein of 245 amino acids. The transcript has 4 exons. Gene Ontology annotation, molecular function: ubiquitin-specific protease binding; misfolded protein binding. The record is from RefSeq and is a predicted model, not a curated record. Gene Ontology annotation, cellular component: Hrd1p ubiquitin ligase ERAD-L complex; endoplasmic reticulum membrane. NCBI's taxonomy places the organism in Eukaryota, Metazoa, Arthropoda, Insecta, Coleoptera, Tenebrionidae.